AUAACAGAAUUGGAUUUGUGGAUGCAUGAAUGGUAGAUUCAUUUGUUAAACAUUAAAUCAUGCGUUUAAAUGUUUUGAUAAUUUAUAUUUGAGCUUCUAUUGAGUAAAUCCUUUCCUUCAUAUUCUUCACUUUUAUUUCGAUUAUUUCCUUUACUCUAUUUCUCAGUUUUGUUAACAAUGAUUUUUAGAUGGAGUCACGACUACCAAAACCAAAAUUUAAUGUACCAAGUACUGUGAAGAGUGUAAUUAAUUCAAUAAAGGAAGUUAAAACAGACAUGGACACUAAUAAAGAGCUGAAAGAUAAGAAUAAUCAGCCACAAAAAAGCUCUAGUGAAACUUUGAAGAAAUGCAAGAGUACUAUGAAUAUUACUGAUAAAUGUGCAACUGAAAAUAAGGCUCCCUCCAAGCAGACUCUUACCAGAUCAAAAACCAUGUCUUCCAUUAAUACUAGAGCUGUGAAAAGGCCAGCUACAACCUCCACAGUACACGGGGAUGUUAAGAAACCAUAUGUUAGACCUGUAGCCAAAGUGACAACUACUUCAACAAGAACUGGUACUACAUUAACAAACACUGCCAAACCUAGUCAGACUACGAGAGUUGGGAAGACACAAAAUAGUGGUGCACCUGUCAAGCCUAUGAAGUGGGACUUGAAGGGUCGAUUGGCCCAAGCAAGUGACGAAUUGUCUAAUGUGAGACAACAAUUUAAAGAGACUGCAUCGAAAUGCAGUGAAUUAGAAGAACAACUGAACUCCUUGAAGACAACUGAGAGCACGUAUAAAAAAAAGGCAGAGGAAUAUGAAACUUUAAACGAAAAACUGGACAAGGACCUUAAGGAAAUGAAAGAGGAGAUGAAUAAAGUUCAUAAAGAAAACGAAAGUUUAACGAAACAAUUAAAAGAGUCAGAAGAAACAGUUCAAAACGUUUCAAGCAUCCUGGACCAAUUUAAACAGAAGUGUCGCAGCCAGGAAACUCUAAUUAGUAAGCACGAAGCCGUAGUAAAAGAUUUACAAUUGAAUUUAGAUACUCAAAUGAAAAUCAAUGAAGACCUCGAGAAACUGAAAACAGAUUUACAGACUCUAGUACACACCAUGGAUAAAGAUCGCCGAGUACUGCGUAAAGCAAUUCAAGAGAUGAAAGGAAACAUCAGAGUGUUCUGUAGGGUUCGUCCCAGAACGAACGAAGAGCUUGGGAAACCGAUGUGUACGUUGAACUUCAUAGAUGAAUGCACUAUUGAAGUCGGCAAGUUCGAUAGCUCGAGUGUGGCUAGCGGGAAGUGCAGAGCAAAUCGACAAGAAUUUUCUUUCGAUAAAGUGUUUCCACCAACCGUGAAACAAGAAGGUAUCUUUGAAGAAUUAGCGUUGUUGGUACAAUCUGCGUUGGAAGAAUAUAACGUUUGCGUUUUCUCGUACGGUCAAACUGGUUCUGGCAAAACUUACACUAUGGAAGGUUUACCUGAUAUUGAGACAGAAGGCAUGAUACCUAGAACGGUACGGCAUAUAUUUAAAGAAAUGAAAGAGUUUCAAUUACUUGGUUGGGAAUACCGAAUAGAAGCCAGUUUUCUUGAAAUCUACAACGAGCAUAUUGUUGAUUUACUGGAUUGUCAACCAAAGAAUCACGACAUUCGAAUGGCUGACCCCAAGGGUCACGAUUUGUUCGUCACUAAUCUCCAAGUAGAGGAAAUUCAUAGCCCCGAAGAGUUACACGAGUGUCUUUUAAUAGCGCAACGUAACAGAGCGGUUGCAGCUACCCAAUCGAACGAACGAUCAUCGAGGUCGCAUUCUGUGGCGAGAAUAAAGCUUAUCGGAACGCAUAAAACGAAAGAAGAGGUCUCGAUAGGAAACUUGAAUUUGGUCGAUCUGGCGGGUUCGGAAAGAUUAAAGAACGAGGAGUCUGUACGAGUGACUGAAACAAAAAACAUCAACAAGUCGCUGGCAAAUCUGGGCAACGUGAUACUUGCUCUUUUAAAGAAGCAAGAACACAUCCCGUAUAGAAAUUCGAAGCUUACGCAUCUAUUGAUGCCGUCCUUAGGUGGUAACUCGAAAACUUUGAUGUUACUGAACGUAUCGCCUUUAGACGAGUGUUAUAAUGAAACACUGAACUCGCUGAGAUUCGCCAGCAACGUUAACAGUUGCAAAAUGGGAAACGCGAAAAGGACGCGAACAGUCUUACAAAAUAGUACAUAAAGUAUCAUCCAGCAAUAUUUCAUUAAAGUUAACGACUUGAAUGGUCAUCUGUUCUUUGUAUUCUGUUUUAUAUAAUCGACUGGUCUUUUACAACACCUCAUACUUCCUCCAUUUUUUACAUCGUAAGAUAAUGUGUAAAUAGUUUAAUGUAAGAUGUUUUAAGAUAUACGAUAGUAUUUUUAGAAUAAAUUAUUUUUUCAUCUAAAUUAGAUUUACUUUUAGUCGGAUUGCAAAAUUCUCGAUGAAUUUCACACAAUUAAUUAUUUGUUACGCGUUUUUCAUGAAAAUGUUUUCAUGGAAAAUCUUUGUACAAAUAUCAAUGAGUAACAUUGUAAUCGGAUGAAUGAUGUAUUCGAUCUUCCUCAAUGUACCGUUCGAAUGUUUAUAUUGAUAACAAAUUAAAAUACGAUGUUAAUACUUCUAAGAGAAAAUAAACACGUUGUACAAAUAUAUAAUUACAAUAUGUAUUUUAUUUAAAAUGACGCUCUCGAGGUAGCUAUUUGUAAAUCGAUUUUAUACGAACGACGUAAUCCGUCGAUACUUCUAACGUGCAUGGGUAAACGAGUUGGGAACUCUUCAAAUUUGCUAAGAAUUUCUGAAAUUCCGGCGAAGAGCUAACUAUGCCUCUGCGCAUGAUUUUUUUAUAUAUAACAUCAUGCUUUUUAAAAUUAUUCGUAACUUUUAAACUACGUCUUGUAUGAUCCAAACGUUGAUCUACAAGAUACUUGUUCGACAAACGAUUCUUUAAUAGAGGACUACGAAAGCACUGAUGAUGGUCAUAAUUGUUGAAGAGCAAUAGUGUAUAACUGCUAAAUAUAAUUUCACUCUGUACAGUAUUUAUAUUUGCAUCCGAUUUCUUUACGCAUUUCGUCUGUUCCAAUGUCCAUUCGUUUUUG
Molecule: messenger RNA, 3079 nt
Organism: Ceratina calcarata
Lineage: Eukaryota; Metazoa; Arthropoda; Insecta; Hymenoptera; Apidae
Product: protein claret segregational
Exons: 4
Coding region: 189-2183 (664 amino acids)
Biological process (GO): microtubule-based movement
Molecular function (GO): ATP binding; microtubule binding; microtubule motor activity
Source: RefSeq, a predicted model, not a curated record